Penicillium samsonianum is the source of this 1165-nucleotide messenger RNA. RefSeq names its product ATP phosphoribosyltransferase. Gene Ontology annotation, cellular component: cytoplasm. Gene Ontology annotation, biological process: L-histidine biosynthetic process. The transcript has 4 exons. The coding region runs from base 1 to 918 and encodes 305 amino acids. Gene Ontology annotation, molecular function: magnesium ion binding; ATP phosphoribosyltransferase activity. NCBI's taxonomy places the organism in Eukaryota, Fungi, Ascomycota, Eurotiomycetes, Eurotiales, Aspergillaceae. The record is from RefSeq and is a predicted model, not a curated record.
AUGGAUCUCGUCAACCACCUGGAAGGCCGUCUCCUCUUCGCCGUACCCAAAAAAGGACGUCUUCAACAAGCAACCCUCGAUCUCCUCGCCGGCUGUGACGUCCAGUUCCGCCGCGAAACCCGUCUAGACAUCGCGCUGGUCAAGAACCUGCCCAUUGCGCUGAUCUUCCUGCCCGCCGCCGACAUCCCGACCUUCGUCGGCGAAGGCCGCGUCGAUCUGGGUAUCACUGGCCGCGACCAAGUCGCCGAGCACGAUGCCACCCUGCCCGCCGGCGAGGCCUCCAACGUGGAGGAGCUCCUCGACCUGGGCUUCGGCGCCUGCAAGCUGCAGGUGCAGGUCCCUGAGAAGGGCAAUAUCAAGGAGGCCAAGGACCUCGUUGGCCGCAACGUUGUGACCAGCUUCACUGCCCUCACCGAGGCUUUCUUCCGUAACCUGGAGGGAGCGGAGGCUGGCCAGAAGCUCUCUACGAAGAUCAAGUAUGUCGGCGGUAGUGUUGAGGCUGCUUGCGCUCUCGGCGUCGCGGAUGGUAUCGUUGAUCUUGUUGAGUCCGGUGAAACCAUGAAGGCCGCUGGCUUGAAGGCAAUUGACACCGUUGUCUCCAGCACCGCCGUGCUGGUCAAGUCCCGCAAGUCUAACAGCGACAUCCUUACCCUCCUCAGCUCCCGUCUGCGCGGUGUCAUCACCGCCCAGAAGUUCGUCCUGUGCCAAUACAACAUCCCUCGUGAUCAACUGCCCGUCGCGUCUAAGAUUACCCCCGGCAAGCGCGCGCCUACUAUCACCGCGCUCGAGGAGGAGGGAUGGGUUGCUGUCAGCUCGAUGGUGGAGAAGAAGCGCAUUGCUACGGUAAUGGAUGAGCUAAUUAAGGUCGGCGCGAGUGAUAUCUUGGUCUUGCACAUUGCCAACUCGCGCACGGAUUAAAGACUUGAUGAUACUUUGUUUUCUUUUUGGGUUUUUAUAGCAUCCUUCUUCAUGAUAAUUCUUUUUUUAACUUUAUAUACUGUGAUGGAACUUCCGGGAUACUGUCUCCUUUUCUUCUGUUUGGUCUUGAUAGAGACUGUCUCUCUGCUCUAAUGGGUAUUGGAUUAAGAGGACAAAAAGCACAUACAUAGAAAUGGCAUAAGGUUACAUAGCGUGUGUGCAAGGAGAUCAUAUUCAUGUUCGUAUA